Messenger RNA from Aegilops tauschii subsp. strangulata, 393 nucleotides. The record is from RefSeq and is a predicted model, not a curated record. Lineage: Eukaryota; Viridiplantae; Streptophyta; Magnoliopsida; Poales; Poaceae.
AUGGAGGUGGCGAUCAGCAAGGUUUAUCCUGGCACUGUCCACCGGUGGUGCAAGUGGAAUGUCCUGAAGAAGGCAAAGGAAAUCUUUGGUCUGCUUUACACAAAGAAGAGUAAUUUUCAGGCUGAAUUUCACAAGGUUGUGAACCACAUGUUAACUGAGGAAGAAUUUGAAGCAGCUUGGGGCACUCAACAUAGUGAGAGCGCAAACCACAUGCUGAAGACGUACAUGCCCCCUGCAAGCCCAAUGCUUGUUUUUGGGGAGUACAUGAGGUUAAAGUUUGACUGUGAGCGUGAUGAGAGCUACAAGGAGAAGAGGACCAUGAUUGUACGUGACGUUGUACUUCAAAGCCAUGGAAGUCGUUCAGAUGGGGGACGCAAGUGCCGCAUGUUAUGA